Messenger RNA from Pocillopora meandrina, 3134 nucleotides. NCBI's taxonomy places the organism in Eukaryota, Metazoa, Cnidaria, Anthozoa, Scleractinia, Pocilloporidae. The record is from the annotation of a GenBank genome assembly.
AUGGCCGGGAAAAAGAAACGUAAGCGUCAGAUUGAACCAAGAAAGAAAGGUUCCAAGCAGAAAAAAAACACGGACUGUGCUUCAUUUGAAGAUAAGAAACCUAAAUUUGAUGAUGAGCUGAAUAAACAGUUUGAUGAAGAUUUACAACAGUGGAUAUCAGGAAAGAAAGAUGAGGGCGAAAGCAACAGCGUUUCAGAAGACCCAAGCUCAAGUCCACGGAAAAUGGAAGCCGAGGAGUGUAAAUAUAUCCCGCCCUUUACCCGAAAGUCUAAAAUAAUCUUGAAAACAGAUGGAAGCUCUAUUUUUCCUGGUGUGGGUUCGGGGCGAACUAAACAGCCUUGGAAGGAUAGAGAACGGAAUUUUAUUGAUACUCAACGAAGCCCACGGAGUCAGAAGACUCGCGUAGAGGAGUCUUUAACUAACGACUCGCCUAAGGUGUGUUUCCAAUAGUAAAGCGUCAGUUACCAGUGCUAUUAUCAUUUUUUUCCCGCUCUUGGCCACGUGGGUAUGAUCUUUCAAAGUCCAAUAUUUUAUUUAUUAUCUGUUUACGUUUAAAAAACACAGGAAACCCAAUUAUAUUUCAGCUGUUGAUCUGGUUUUUUUUUCAGUGAAAUCCUCGAAUACCUGGUAACCGAAUUUUUUUCUUAAAUUGUCAUUCAAUAACAUGAAAAGUUUUUGAAAUGAUUUUGACGCAUUCUACGGCCUCUCUAUCGGUUAUGUGUAAAAUGUUCAUUUAUACGUUUUGAAUAUUGGAAUAAAAUUGUAUGGUUUUUGGAACACUUUCCUCACUUAAUCAACCUCGAUCUUAAGACUAAGAGGCCUAUACUUUAAACUGGAUGUUACACUGACUGGGAUUAUUUUCCCAGCAGAGAAAAAAAGAAAAAGAGUCGGAGGAAGAAAUGCAGGUACAUGUUGAAGGAAUGGAAAGAGUGGUGAUGUUGGGUCAUGAAAAGAAAGACUUACCUCUUGCUAGUACGAGUUGGACAAUAGCUGCUGAUGUAAAAGGCAAAAAUUCACUAACAUCAAAUGGAACGCUUUUAUCUUGCCCUUCAAGUACCAUCCAGGAAGAUGUUUCAGCCAUUGUUAUGCAGGUCAUAGAUAACCUCCUGGAAACCGUUAUUAGACAUGGAAAUCAGUGUAAUGAUGAAGCCUUGGAGGAGCAGAUGGUUAAGGCUGGUUCUCAGACAUUACUUGCAGAUGUUAAUGAAGCUGUGGCAGCAGAAACAACAGUAAUGGAAGGGCAAGAGCAUUGUUGUUCAGCUAUAAAAACUACAAUGAUAGGAGAGAGAGAAACACCAGCAACAAUUUGUAUGCAUAAGGACAAGGUUAGUGCAGUUCCAGUCAAGCCAGUUGCUUCAAAACAUGCUAUUGAAGAGUGCCAUGAGAAUGUGGUAGAUGGUGGUGUACCAGCCUUACAAAAUUUUCGUCUUAUGUUGGAAAAUGAACUCAGGAUGGAACAGUGGGAGGAAUCUGAUCGAAAAAAAUGUCAUUAUUAUGGUGUAGUCAGCAGUGAAAGUGUAUGUGCCCAUGAAGUUGCAGAUAAACUAAAAUAUCAAGGAGUAAAUGGCUCAACAGUCAGCAGGCCAGAAGUUCAGAAAGAAGUUUUGUUUGGACAAGAAAGCUCAUCAGGAAGUGAAGGUAUCCAAGCUGUAAAUACAUUGGUACCAUCAAUGGAUACCCAGCUCAUCUCUGCACAGUCUUUAAAAGACUGUGUUCAAUUUAAUUUGGGAGUAGGACAAUCCCCAACAUCCAAUGCAAAUAUAAACUCAGCAAGAGAGAAAAAGGUAAAUGUGGAAAAACAGAUGGUUGUAGACAAGGUAUCCUGUGAAAAUUGUUCUGAUGUGUGUGGAGCUAAUGAUUCGUUGCAGCCCAUUAAUGAGCAAGGUCUUGACCAGAUGGUUCCAAAUUAUUACAAAAACAGCACUGUGAUAUCAGUAAGUUUUUUAUCUCUUGUUCUUCAUUGUUCCUUUCAAGUAGAAUAUAACACCCACCAUUUUUCUGCCCUUCAUCACAAAGUCAAAAUCACAACUCAGCAGUUGUCAUUGGAAUAUGCAAACUUAGCUUGUUGAACAGGGUACUCCAAUUUCCUCAUUUUAGAGGUUGUGUGGCUUUGAAAAGCCACAACUACUCUCAGUAGGCAAAGCUCCUUUUGAACUUGUAAUUUAUUAUGUGUAGCAUUCACUGUCUCCCAUUUAGAAUGAAAUUCCUGAAGUAACAGAAUCUACAAGAAUUUCUAAGAUGAAGAAGAUAACUGUGGUUGAUGACAAAAACAUUGAACAUGUAACAGUAGUCCAAAAAGGGCCCACCAAGCCUGGAAAUGGUUUCAAUCUGGAGUCCUCUCAGUCCCGUUGCACUGCUCAGGCAUCAGAACUUGCUAUAGAGGAAAAUUUAAUAGAAGACCUGACUGUGACUAGUGCCCAGUCGACUGCUGAAGUUGAACAUGAAGAGUUGAUACUAGAAACUGAAAGAGAAGAAUCUUGUGACAUGGUGCAGAGCAAAAGUAUUGAGAGCCCAACAAGGAAGCUGGAAGGAGGGUUCUCCUUUUCUGGUUCUGAUGCUAACCUUUUGGAAUUUGGUAGUGUAAUGGAAUGUACAGACUCUCAGCUGGUUCAUGUUGAUGAAUACUUUGAUGAGGAGCAGCCACCCUUAAGGCCUUUGAAACAUGAUUCCAGGUAAUUGGUCAAAGUUCAGUCACUUAAGAUGCUAUUUGCAGUUAUUUCUUAGUUUCUUACUUGGGAGAUUUACCCACCUUUCCACCUAGGGCAUAAUUCCGAUCAAGAUUUAGGGCAGGAAUGGGUGAGAUUAAGGAUACUAAAUUAUCAGACUUGAUCAGAAACUAAACACAACAAAAAGAUGAGAGAAUUCAGAUACAAAGCAAUUUAAAGUCCUUGACCAUAAUGAACUCCCUUUUUGUCAAAUGAUUUUCCUUGCAUUUGAUGUAUUGUGUACUUGUUAACAUAUUUGUUUUCAUUAUUUCGGUCAGUAAUGUAUAUAGUGAUGUAGGAGGUGACAGAGCUGAAGGUGAUGUGGAGCUUCCAUCUGACAGAGGAAUGAUCAAGGGAUUGAUCAGUGAGCUGUCAACAUUGAAGUAUGCACCAUAUAUACAUGCCAACACCUUUCUAUGCUUGGGUUAA